Postia placenta MAD-698-R-SB12 is the source of this 696-nucleotide messenger RNA. RefSeq lists its product as hypothetical. The record is from RefSeq and is a predicted model, not a curated record. Bases 1 to 696 code for a protein of 231 amino acids. The transcript is spliced from 7 exons. Lineage: Eukaryota; Fungi; Basidiomycota; Agaricomycetes; Polyporales; Adustoporiaceae. Gene Ontology annotation, molecular function: monooxygenase activity; oxidoreductase activity, acting on paired donors, with incorporation or reduction of molecular oxygen; iron ion binding.
AUGGCUCACGAGCUAUUGGACAAGAGGAGUGCGAAAUACUCCCACCGGCCAUUCUUCGCUAUGGCCAGUGAAGUAAUAGGCUGGAAGUGGGCCCUGCCGAUCAUGGACUACGGCGAGAAGUGGAAGCGGCACCGCAAAUACCUUCAGCAAUUCUUUCAUAAACAGAACAUACCCAAGUACUACAACAUCGAACUCAAGGAAGCACACCACCUGUUCAAUGACUUCCUGGACGAUCCAGACAAUUUCACGGCACACAUCAAACGGCUCGCGGGAGGUGUAACAAUGGUGCUCACGUAUGGGCACGAGGUUAAGUCAUUGGAAGAACCCUUCAUUCGCAUCGCUGAGAAGGGUGUCUUGACCAUCGAGGCCGUUAGCGCCGUCGGCGCGCACGUCGUUGACUUCGUGCCUUGGAUGAUCAAACGCCUUUCUCCCGGAACAAGGGAGGAUCUGCAUGACUUCAUCUAUAAGCCUUUCAACUACGUGAAGGAAAGGCUGACCCAAGGCACAGCGGUUCCAUGCUAUACCACCACUUUGCUUGAGGAGACAAAGGGUGAUGACGACGAAGUUAUAAGAGGCACUGCUGCGAUCACUUAUUCCGGGUGGCUUCGAAACGACCAUGUCGGCUUUGAUGACCGCCAUGAUUGCCCUGGUGGCGGACCCAGCAAUACAGAUGCGUGCACAGGACGAGAUGGAUAG